Molecule: messenger RNA, 411 nt
Organism: Aphidius gifuensis
Lineage: Eukaryota; Metazoa; Arthropoda; Insecta; Hymenoptera; Braconidae
Exons: 4
Coding region: 103-411 (102 amino acids)
Source: RefSeq, a predicted model, not a curated record
UUCUUUAGUUUUUGGAAACUGAAAAAUCUCUCGUGUUGUUUGUUGAUUCAUUCAUUCGUGACAAAUUUGACAAUUUUAUUGUUAAAAAAAAGGAAAAUCGACAUGGAGUCAAGUACAUCACGUGGUGACAGCCAGAUCCCUGAUGAUGUUGAAUCAAUGGAUUGCAAUGAUGAUGGACAAGCUCCAAUUAUUCAAGGUCAAGCUGGAGAACAAAAGUCAGAUGGUCAAGCUGGAGAAAAAAUAUCAGAUGAUCAAGCUGGAGGACAAAGACCAGAUGACCAAGCUGGAGGACAAAGACCUGCAGAUGCAGCUUUGUGGGCACACAUUCCUGAUGUUACAGAACGACCUAGAACAAGCAUGGAUCAUGUAUAUAUUUUUUUAUUCAUCUUGAAACUACUUUUCAACUAUUAA